Molecule: messenger RNA, 2513 nt
Organism: Hyla sarda
Lineage: Eukaryota; Metazoa; Chordata; Amphibia; Anura; Hylidae
Exons: 8
Coding region: 175-831 (218 amino acids)
Source: RefSeq, a predicted model, not a curated record
UCAUGGUGCCCCCGCCCGUCAUAGUAUUGUCGGUAUUGUCUCCCGGCCCCUUAUACCCACGUGAUCCUGAACGUUGCUACAAGUCGCUGUUUCCUGACAAAUUUGUGGUCACCUAUAGUUCCCUAUUUCUAGGUGGGGUCACUAUGAGAGUCGCAUCUCAGUAAGAGCAGAAAGAUGAAGCUGCUGAUAUUUCUAGGGCUGAUAUGGACGGAGCUGCUUGUGGUGACCUCAGAAUAUUUACCUCCACCAGAACUAUCCUUAAUGACAUCAGAAACCAUCUACAUGGGCCAAAAAGUGCAACUACAAUGCACAGCACCAAUAGAUUGCCCUGAAGGCACCUUCUACCUGAUCUUAAACAGCACAGAUUUAACCCUACAGAAAGCAGAUGCUCCUGAGACGAAGAACAGUGUGAUGUUCACUAUUGAAACCUCUUACACCUUACACUCAAUGGAGUAUGUCUGUAGAUACAAGUGCUUUGUAGAAUCAGUGCAAAAGAUGUCUGAAGUCAGCAAUGUCCUUACCCUUAAUAUUAGUGUUCCGGUGUGGGUCUUUGUUGUAGUCGGACUUCUUGGUCUUGUGAUCCUUGUGGCUUUGGUGAUCGUGCCUAUAUUCCUGGGGAGAAUUAAAAAAAAGAAGAAACAAGAAAAGAGGGAUAAAGGCUCAAUCUGGAUUGACCAACAAAAAACACCAGAUUUGCCUGAUGGUAAAGAUAACAUGGUCUUUUCUUUGAAUUAUAUGCCCAAGACUGACAUCUCUCCUACUUACAUGGGCCAUACAGAUUCUCAGACAGAUAAAGGUUUGGACACCCCUUUCAGCACCUUCAGAACAUGAGCCGACAUCUUCUUCUGCUAUAGUAAAAAAAUGUGACUUCCAAUGCUUGGAGCCAAAACAUUGGUCUGGUGGUGGAGACAAUCCAAAGUCCUCAAAGGUCAACUCACCUCAAUGCUGUUCAUGACAUCAUUACCACCUACCUCAUCAGGCCACGUCAUCAUGAAUGGGGGCCUAUAGGUUAUUUAUUGGCUCCACCAAAUACCUUCAGCAUUGAGCUUUUCCAUCAAAAAGACAAUGGAGGGAGAAGAAGUGAUGUCACCCAUGAUAUCCAGGAUUAUGGUUCCACUGGGUAAAUGGAACAGAUAACACAUGCUGCAUGCACUCAGUCAUCUGCUGCCCCUUGUGUGAAUAGACCCUCAAUCCUUUACAUUAACCUAUAUGCAUGUACGGAUAAGGCGGCACUGCUGUAUGCCCUAAUGGUCACUCUUAAAGGGGUACUCCGCCCCUAGACAUCUUUUCCGCUAUGCAAAGGGGACCCCCACAAUCUCUCCUUCAGCACCCCCAUUUCUCAGCUGCACAGUGCGAGGAUUGCUCUGUGGCUGAUGACGGGAGAUGCAGGGGACAUUACGGCCCGCCUCCUCAAUGCAAGUCUAUGGGAGGGGCGUGCAGUGCCCAUCAUCAGCCACAGAGCGAUCCUCAACGGGGGUGCUGCAGGAAAGAUUGCGGGGGUCCCCAGUGGAGGGACCCCCGCGAUCAGACAUCUUAUCCCCUAUCCUUUAGGUGGGGGAUAAGAUGUCUAGGGGCGGAGUACCCCUUUAAGGCUGUGAGGUCAGUGUUAAUGUGGUUAUUGUCAUGAGGUGCUAGGAAAUAAUGUAGACCAUAAAAUGUAUUAGAAAGAGUAAGUGCAAUGCACUACAAAGAAUCCUGCACUCACUGCUCAGAAGACAAAUUCAGAUUCCAACAAUGGACUGUGGUGGCCCAGUACAGGAGUUGCACCCCUGUACCCUUGCUGCCCUGUCAGGCAGACUCUAUUAAGUGACCCCUGGGCCCCUCUUUUGUCUAUAUUCCCUAAAUAGUUUACUACCACCUUUGUUAUCUAAUGUAAUGUAUAUAACUUGUCAUAUACCUUUAAAUACUAUUGUCAUGUGUUGUAACCAAGAAAGGUACCAGUGACCAUGUGACCUAUAGAGUGAUUUAUGGGAUCCCUCCAGAGUCUCCCCCCCAUAUAAACCCUGGGUGUAGCUAGUUCAGUCUCUUAGUCUCUUCUCUACUGAGUGCAGCAAGGUCAAGUCCUGAGAGAGUGUCUGGUGUCCUGAGGAGGCCCAAAGCCUACCACGGAUCCACAAGUCUACUGCCCCACAGGUGAACGUCAAAACCUGGCAAACUGCAUACGGGGUGAAAUCUGUCUAGUCAGUCCGUGUCAAGUCAGCGUGUCCCUGCAUCAACUUGUCCAAGUCCACUACAAGUCCCAGUGAACCCUAAAGUCUCUGAAGUCACUGGUCACCUCCUUGGGCCCUGGCUAAGCUGUUAAGACUGUUACACCUGUCUAUCUCAGUAAAGCUGCCGUUGUUCCGUAACUUGGCGUUGGAGUCAUUAUUUGCCCCCGUGCCUAGCCCAGGAUCCAGCGGUUUACCUUCGGGUGCUGUAGAGAUUAAACCAAGCCCUUGGCUCACAAGGGGUUAAUGCCAUCUGCCCCUAUGGUAAUAACAUCUGCCCUCAUCACACCCUCACCACAGGACGGA